Messenger RNA from Parnassius mnemosyne (clouded apollo), 4672 nucleotides. The record is from the annotation of a GenBank genome assembly. NCBI's taxonomy places the organism in Eukaryota, Metazoa, Arthropoda, Insecta, Lepidoptera, Papilionidae.
GUGUUUCAGCUGUGAAUCAUGGGCGAGAUAUUGCUUCCCCAAUUCCCCUUGGUCAUCUCUGAAAUUUCAAGAAAUGUUAUAUUCUGAAAAUAAGAUGCUGUGCGUUGAGGUAAAUCACCUAAUAAUAAUAUGUUACUCUUCUGCUUCUUACAAGACUAUUUUCAACAAGGACAAAAACAUUAGAUAGAUAGAUGAUGAUUGUCUGUAAAGAAAUACAGAAACAAACUUUAAAAAAAACAGACAGAGAAAAUUAUUUAUACAAAAAAUGUAGAAAUCAAGUGAAAAAAAUUUGUCAACUGAAAAAAACUAUUCGGAAGAUGAGAAAAGGAGAUGCCCUCAACAUUUUAGAAAACAAUAAGUCUGUAGCAAAACUAAUGCAGAGGCUGACGCCGUCUUUUGCGCUGAUGCUACAGGCUCAAUUGAAAAAUGAUGGAAAGAAAUUUAAAGGCAGAAGGUGGACAUUCGAUGAAAAAGUAGUCGCAUUGAGGUUAUUUAAAAGGUCCCCAACGUGCUACCGAUUAUUAAGAAGGAUGUGGUGCCUUCCAUCACCUAGCACAUUAAAUAAUUUAUUGAGGUUAUUUUCAUUAAACGUGGGUAUCAAUGAUAAUAUCUUUAAUAGCCUAAGAGAAAAAGUAAAAAAACAACUGCCCUCAAAUAAUGAAUACAUAUUGAUAUUUGAUGAAAUGUCUAUUAGAGAACAUCUUCAAUAUAAUAAUAAAGAAGAUAUGGUGGAAGGCUACCAAGACCAUGGUGUCCAUGGUCGAACAAACCAGGUAGCUACACAUGCACUUGUGUUCAUGGUAAAGUCAAUCAGAGAACAAACAAAACAGCCCAUUGCCUAUUAUUUAUCCAGCUCCUAUGUUACUGCGGAUAGACUGAAAGUCAUAAUAAAAGAGGUAUGUACCUAAAGAAAUUAUUUCUUUAUGUUAUGACACUAGCAGUGUACCGUGGUUCCACCCGUGUAAAUCCCAAUUUCGUGGAAUAAAAAAUAGGUUUUUUACUUAAUACUUACCAAGUUUUAAUGAAAUCGGGCUAUUUGUUUGGGAGAUUGCCUGGUACAAACAUCCAUUCCAACUUACAAACACUUCUUUAUAACAUUAUUUGGUAUACUUAGAUUGACUUAGAACUUUACUUAAAACCAAAUAUGUAGAAGCAAAAUUAUUUACUUUUCUGGUAACUGGAGCAUGUCUCAAAAUAGGACUAAAUAUAUUGCUGCAACAAUAUGUGACAUGAACGGUGUCAAUAGAAGAGUUUUGACCUUAUUGGGAGCCACUGAAGAAUCUCCAUUCUUCGGUAUAAAUGGGACGGAGGUGGUUGCGCUCUUUGAUGCGCCACAUUUAUUAAAAUGUUUUAGGAAUAUAUUUUUAAAGUAUAAUAUUAAAUUUUCUACAAAUAUAAGAUCAAAUGAAUCAAAAGGUCAAGGUAUAGCUAAAUGGAGUCACAUUCAAGAAUUUUACGAAUUAGAUCAUAAAAAUGAAAUUUUUCGUUUUCGCACCUAAGCUCCACAGGGAGCAUCUAAACCCAAACGCAAAACAAAAGAUGCGCGUAAAUUUGGCUGCACAGGUGUUUAGCCACUCAGUUUCUGCAGGCUUAUAUUCAAAAAUAUCUGACGGGGUUCUCACUACUGAAGCUCUUGCAACAGCCGAGUUAGUUUCAAAAAUGGACAAACUGUUUGACCUACUGAAUAGCAGUACAUCUAAUUUAAAAAAUGGUAAACCACAUGCCACAAACAUAUCGAAAACAUCUCCACAUUGGGAAUUUUUCAAUGAAAUGAGAGGAUUCUUCAAAAGUUUAAUAUUAAUAGGAUGCCAGAGAGCACCACCUUCUAUAAUGGGUUGGUUAUGGACUAUGAAUGGUGUAAAACAUUUAUAUACCAAUUUAACAAAAAAACACAAAAACAUUCGUUCUAUUUCAACCAGGGCUCUUCAACAAGACCCUCUAGAAAAUUUAUUUGGGGCUAUAAGAUCGAACUGCGGUUCUAACGUCAACCCAACAGUGCGCCAAUUUGUGGCUGCUUUGAAAAGUACAAUUUUUUCAAAAUUAAAUAGCUCAACGAAAGGAAAUUGUGAAGAAGAUAACAAUAAAGCAAUUGUAGAAAAUUUUAAAAAACUAUUAAAUCGCUCACGAAUAUGCACAGUUUCAACUUUGCCUGAAAGCUCUCUUAGUGAUGAUUCUGCUAUUGAAGAUUUUAUGUCAUCAAUAACAGAAUCAUUUGAUGGCAGUGUUGGAGAGCCCUCUGCAGAAAUGCAGGCCUGUGCUUAUGUGUGUGGCUAUAUUUAAAAAAAAAAGCAAAAAUACGUGUGAAAAUUGCAAUAAAAACAUCACAACACAAAAUGUUGACAAUAAAUUAUAUUUAUUCAGCACUUAUAAAGAAUACAAUGAUUAUAAAAGGGCUUUAAAAUAUGCGUCUGAAAAAUUUGUCGAGUGUGUGGCAGCUUGUGCAAAAACUUCUAACGAAAUCUUAAAAACUGAGAACCACACACUCGGUGUUAAGAAAAUUGAAAAGGAUAAAUGUAAAAGAUCUGUCAGUUUUUCUUUCUUAACUGAUUGUCACAAAGCAGAAAAUAUUGAAUUUAUUGUGAACAGCGUAUUUCAUAUCUGUAUGAAACGCUUCUCUUUAAUUAAAAAUAGAGAAUUUAUAGAAGCAGCUUCAGCUGCUUCCUUGAAAAGAAAAAUGGCAAUUAUUAAACAUGUGUAAGCUAUGUAAAACAUGUUAAUUCUUUAGUUUUAAUAAAUCAAGCGUUUUAUACAGAUAUACAUAGAUUUACAAUUUCCUUUUGAUGAGUUGAAAAUGGCUAAUGCUUUCGUGUUUUUUUUUUGUUAAAUUAGAAUACAAAAAUGUGUUAUACCAUUCAUAGUCCAUAGCUAACCUAUCAUAGAAUGGGUGGAACUCUCUGGCAUCCGAUCAAUAUUAAAGUUUUGAAGAAUCUUCUCAUUUCAAACUUCCCAAUGAGGUCUUCUAUAUGUUUGUUAAUUAAAAGAAGAGCGAAUUUACAGAAUGAGCUUCAGUUGCUUCCUUUGAAAGAAAAAUGGUAAUAAUUAAACAUGCAUAACUAGCUCCGCGGUUUCACCCGCGUAAGUCUGUGGUCGGGAUAAGAGGUAGCCUAUUCUUCAAGGUCCCAUCUAUUUCUAUAACAAAAUUUAUCAAAAUCGGUUCAGCUGCUUAUUAUAUGAUAUUAGUUUAGAUUCAUGUCCCAGGCACUACAGCGUCCAGAAUAGUUGGAUUAAAAUUAAUGACGAUAUUAGAUGUAAAAGCCAAUUUUUCUUUUAAAACAAAACUCAAGAUGCGAAGCUUCAAUGGAGCCCCCAUAUAUCUAAACUAGCAAGCAGACUUAGUUCUGCAGCAUAUGCUGUAAAAAAGGUUAGAAAUCUUAUCAGUGUUGAAACAGCUAGACUUUAGCUAUUUCUAUAGCAUAAUGUCGUAUGGUAUUUUGCUAUGGGGACAUGCAGCUGACACUGAAAUUAUAUUUGUUUUACAGAAGAUGGCUGUAAGAGCAAUUUAUAAUUUAAAGCCUAAACAGUCGCUGCGAUAAAUAUUUAAGGAAAUUAAUAUAUUAAUUUUGGCCUCCCAAUACAUUUAUGAAAUUGUAAUGUACGUACACAAAAAUAAAAGUAGUUUUACAAACAUAAGUGAUAUUCAUUCUGUAAAUACUAGGAACAGACACAAGCUAGUAGUACCAGUUACUCGACUCCACCGAGUCAGUAAUUCAUUCUUGGGGCGAUUUAUACGCUUUUACAACAAAAUUCCAGAAAAUAUACAAAAUUUGACUCGCUCAAAGUUCAAAAACUAUUAAACUAAGUUUGUAUAAAAAGGGUUAUUAUAAUGUUAAGGAAUUUAUGGAUGAUACUCGUAAUAACCACAGAAUACUUUAAUAAUAACCCCUGGGAAUGAGGUGAUCGCUACCAAGCUAUUUCUAAUUUGUUGCGUUGUGUUAAUUGUUUAACAUACAUGAUUGUAAGCUAUUUAAAAAAAACCGCUGGGUUUCUUGCUGGUUCUUCCCAUGACAGUUUUUUUUUCGAACCAGUGGUAAUUAAACAAAAGAGUGACUUUCAAUAAGUAUUAUAUAUAAUCUAUAUUGAAUAAAAAAGUUUCUGUUUCUGUUUCAAAUUGUCGACAUUUUUUAUAUUUAAAUUGAGUAUAUAUUAUUAUAGUUAUUUUCUAUGUAAAAAUUGUAAGAAGUUCGCAUAAUUUAAACAUUGUUUUAUAAAAUAUUAAAUUACGCCGUAAAGUGUAAUUCCAAUAUGCCAACUUAUUUGAAUUUAAAACAUUUUAGUAUAGUUUAGUUAUAUUUGUUUUUUCCGUAUCUUUUUUUAUGAAGAAAUUAAUUUGUAAACAUAAGUUAACAUUUACUUGCAAUCCAAACUUAUUAAUUUGGAUUCGUGAUGUCCCAGGCACUACAGCGUCCAAAAUAGCUGGCGUAAAAUUAUUGUCGUAAUAUUAAAUCAUCUUUAGAUGUAAAGGCCAAUUGUUCUAUUAAAACAAAACUCAAAUUGUCGACAUGUUUUAUAUUUUAUUUAAAUUGGAUACAUGUUAUUAUAGCUGUGUGAAUAUUGUAAGAAUUUUGCAUAAUUUAAACGUGUUUCAUUAAAUAUUAAGUUACGCUACAACUGUAAUUCCAAUAUACUACUUUUUUCUAUAUCUUUUGUAAUGAAUAAAUCAAUUUGUAAGCAU